AUGCGAAAAGAAACAUUAUCGUGCUUUAUUCUUAUUAUUUCUCUUCCACAUAUAUACGGACAUGGGCGAAUGGAAGAUCCACCUGCUCGAAAUGCUGCAUGGCGUUUUGGUUUUAAUGUUCCCGCUAAUUAUGAUGAUGUUGGAUUAAAUUGUGGUGGAUUAAGUAUUCAGAAAGCAAAUGGUGGUAAAUGUGGUGUUUGUGGUGAUUCUUAUUCGGGCUCACGAGAUCAUGAAAUGGGUGGUAAAUAUUCAACGAAUGUUAUUGUUCGACGUUAUGCUGUUGGCUCCCUAAUUGAUGUAAAAAUUUUAUUAACCGCAAAUCACGUCGGAUUUAUGGAACUUCGCCUAUGUCCAUCGUACGAUUCAACUGUUGAAGUAACACAAGAGUGUCUAGAUAAAAAUCUUCUUUAUAUCGAUGGUUUUGGUACACAAUAUCCAGUGAAUGAAGGAAUAGAUUCAAUUUUUUUAAGAGCUCAUUUGCCACCUGGUUUAUCCUGUUCUCACUGUGUAUUACAAUGGCGUUAUCAUGCAGGAAAUAGUUGGGGCACAGAUUUUAUUUCAGGCAAAUCGUGUCUGGGUUGUGGCCAUCAAGAAGAAUUUUACAACUGUGCUGAUAUUAGUAUUGCUUCCAACGAUGAUAAUAGUGAUUAUGAUAAUGAUAAUAAUCAUAUAAUACUAGCAUUGUCAGAAACAACUACAAUACCUCAACCAUUUCUUCUUUUUCCAUAUAACGAUCCGGUUGUUUUUCCUUCGGACUAUGAACGCUUUCCUAUGUUUGACUAUUCAACGACAACUACGCCACCGCCACCACCAACUACUACUCCUGUGACGAUCAAUCUUAUACAUCCAUUGAGUCCACCGAACGAAUUUCUCCAGCAAAUGAAUAAAAAUAAUAAAAUCCGCCGAUGUUAUCCAACCAACGAAAUUCUUAAACCAAUAAUUGGUAUCGAAAAUUGGUGUUUGCAUUUAUGUGCUGUACAUUGUCCACCAUCAUUAUGUGCUUGUGUCGAAAUAUAG
Rotaria socialis is the source of this 1017-nucleotide messenger RNA. NCBI's taxonomy places the organism in Eukaryota, Metazoa, Rotifera, Eurotatoria, Philodinida, Philodinidae. The record is from the annotation of a GenBank genome assembly.